Molecule: messenger RNA, 1236 nt
Organism: Nasonia vitripennis (jewel wasp)
Lineage: Eukaryota; Metazoa; Arthropoda; Insecta; Hymenoptera; Pteromalidae
Exons: 1
Coding region: 1-1236 (411 amino acids)
Source: RefSeq, a predicted model, not a curated record
AUGGAAGAGGUGCUAAGCAUACAGUCACCUGUCGUAUUUGACGAAUCUGUUGCGCAUUACGAGAUUCAUGCGCAUCGGCCCUAUACUUUAUCGAAUUUCAACAAGAGCGAUGAAAUUCGCAUUGGUAUACAACAUCAAGAUCUAUGUGUGCUGCCUUCGCGCAGUUCACUACAUAUAUGCGGAAAAUUGCAAAAGCCAGAUGGCACUGCUAUCGAGGGCACGCGAUUUGUAAACAAUGCCAUAUGUCAUCUAUUUGAGGAAAUUCGUUACGAGCUCAACGCCGUAGAGAUUGAUCGAUGCAAGAAUGUGGGCUUGACAAGUCUCAUGAAAGGAUUCGUAUCAUUCAGCCCUAGUCAGAGCUCAGUGAUUGAAAAUGCAGGCUGGCUCGACAUUGCAGAGACUCAACGGCUUGACGAUAAUGGCUACUUUGACGUAUCAAUUCCACUUGGUAUGAUCCUGGGUUUUGCCGAAGAUUAUCGCAAAAUUGUUGUGAAUGCCAAACACGAGCUUAUUCUCACAAGAUCAAAUUCUGAUGUGAAUUCUAUUGUGCAGACGCAAGUAGUCGCAGCUGGUGCAAAUGUUUACGAGGAUUACCAAGUUGAAAUCACCAAAAUUGAAUGGCUAAUGCCAUAUGUGCUGCUCUCGGAUAAACAUAAAAUUAAAUUGCUCAAUCAUCUGAAAAAGGAUAGACCUGUCACCAUGAGUUUUCGUAGCUGGGAACUAUACGAGUAUCCAUUGUUGCCCAGUACAUCGAAACACGUGUGGACUGUCAAGACUGCCAAUCAGCUGGAGAAGCCUCGCGUCGUUAUUCUUGGCUUCCAGACAAAUCGUAAAGGACGAAAAACAGCCAAUGCUAGUCGCUUUGAUCAUUGUAAUAUAAGCAACGUUACACUUUUUCAAAACUCUCAACACUAUCCCUAUGGAAAUCUCAAUCUCAAUAUUACUAAUAAUCAGUAUGCUCUACUCUACGAUAUGUAUGCCAACUUUCAAAAUGCUUACUACAAAAAAGAGGUAGAACCAAUGCUGAAAAAGGUCGACUAUCUGUCGUAUGCCCCUCUCGUUGUCAUUGACUGCUCAAAACAAAAUGAGUCACUGAAACAAGCAUCAGUUGAUGUUCGUCUCGAACUUGAGGCUAGGGCAAAUAUUCCAGUUGGCACCUCUGCAUACUGUCUCAUCCUACACGAUCGUAUAGUCGAAUACAACCCUAUGAGUGGAGAUGUAAAAAAAAUUGUUUAA